AUGUCCAUAGUACUGACGAAGACCUGCCAACAUGCUAUCGUCAUCGUCAUCAGAAGUGGUUCAAAAUUGCCUUUGGUACCUUCCAGCACCUUUUUUAUAGAAUGCGAAAUCGAUCUCAAACUACCCUCUUCGGUUAAUGACUUACUACCACCGAGUACCUUGAUAAAAUCACAACUUAACAAAAAUUCUCUCAAGUCAAAUUGGAGUACGACGUUAACUUAUUGUUUAUCCGCAAAGUUACUCAAUUACCUCGUCAAGCAAGAUGCUACACUGCAUCUAAAAAUCUGUCCAACGACACCAACAGAUCGACAUUGUCCUAUUUUCGAUAUGUCGUUGCGCGAUGCAAAAUAUUUACAAGACACUGGGGACGCUAGUGAGGUGCAGCAGUACCUUGAACAGGGUGCUCCAUAUAUCCCAGUUUUGAAAAAGUGCAAUUUAGAACUACAAUGUGGAUUAUUUGUUGUUGAUAUGCCAGAAAAACUUGAAUCGAAUUUACAAAACAUGCAUACAAUUCAUCCACAAAUACUCCAAAGUGGUGCGAAUGACACUUCAAUUAUGGACGCAACCGAAAGUACAGAAACAGUGUACAGCGCCGACCAUUCUGAAGAUUCUCUUUUAUCGCAUAUAACUGGUGACUUCUCCACCAUAUCUAAAUCUUCGGCCGCCUCAUCUAUUCAACCUACCUAUCACCAAAUAGGAAACGGCCGGGACCUGCAUACACUAUAUUUCAAUCUCGUCUCCACCAACUGCACGAUACCGUUGUCCAAGACAAAUGCAGCUAAUGGCAAGGAAGCAUCCAAGUCAUAUUUCCAGUAUCGAUUAUUUGGAGAGCGUUGUAGAAUCAAUAUUCAUGAGGGGGCAGCAGUUGGAAACGCACAAAUGCAUUUCCAAGUUCGAGGUGACCGACAUGACAUUUUGAACUGGCUUAAUAGUCAAGGAAGAAUGCGUAUUUCGAUCUGUAUUGAGGACAGCUACGGCCAGGAAGUUGAGAUAGGCCAUAGUAUGAUUGCUCUUGCCAACAUCUUUGUGCCUAUAGUCCCUGACGGAAAGCAAUCUUUCUAUAACCGGGCACCAAAUAGAAAUGUUCCUGUCUAUGACCAUCAAAACAGGCUUGUUCUACAAUCCAAAACAAGCAUUUCCAGCCUCAACAUUCAAGCCGGAUUAUUUCCGAAUUGGGUGUACAAUGAAGAAGCCGAGGCCCAUGGUGAUAAGCCUAUCUUCCAUUUCACCGAGAACAUACACCAUCAACAGACAGGCACUCGACUAAAUGAUCAGGAUAUAAUAUCCACCCAUCUAUCAUCCUCCUCCGCAUACCCCCGCUCGCCAUCACGCGUUCUUCACAAAUUCAUUAUGAGCAAAGAAAUGUCGAAUAAUGAGAACCGAACACCCUUGCAGGAUGCCCAGGCUCAGUCAUCGAAAUCCAUGAUUCCGCGAUGCCGACGCUCAUACACUUGCAGUCGUUAAACCCAC
This is a messenger RNA of Umbelopsis ramanniana AG, 1470 nucleotides long. RefSeq lists its product as uncharacterized. The record is from RefSeq and is a predicted model, not a curated record. The transcript has 2 exons. NCBI's taxonomy places the organism in Eukaryota, Fungi, Mucoromycota, Umbelopsidomycetes, Umbelopsidales, Umbelopsidaceae. Bases 1 to 1464 code for a protein of 487 amino acids.